Lolium rigidum is the source of this 2003-nucleotide messenger RNA. RefSeq names its product CBL-interacting protein kinase 15-like. NCBI's taxonomy places the organism in Eukaryota, Viridiplantae, Streptophyta, Magnoliopsida, Poales, Poaceae. The coding region runs from base 436 to 1770 and encodes 444 amino acids. The transcript is spliced from 2 exons. Gene Ontology annotation, molecular function: ATP binding; protein kinase activity. Gene Ontology annotation, biological process: signal transduction; protein phosphorylation. The record is from RefSeq and is a predicted model, not a curated record.
GGCCUCCUCCGAUCUUUCCUUCAACUCGUCCCCCGCUCUCCACACUGCAGACUCGCAACAACACCGGAGCUCCAAAAGUUUCACGCCGGAGCAAGUCUCUCCGCUUCCGUCUUCAUCGUUGCGCCGCCCGCCGCCGCCGCAGAUAACUCAUCCAAAACAAGAAAUCGAAGUGGGAAUGCUGAAAGAUGUGCUUGCAUAGAGGAAAUUUCUCUUGCGAGACCAAAAAGAUCACCCCUCUGCGAGGGCCCACUUUGUCAACCCUUGAUGUGAGCAACCACAUCACCUGCAUCAACUCCACACCAUUUAGACUCCGCUAUGACGAAUCCAACAGAGUACUGGAUCAUGACUUCGGGGAGGCUGGCUGAAGUGCUGCAAUACAUCUGACGGGUAGCCACAAGAAGAACAGUAUAGGCUGUGAUUUAUACUGUUGAAAACAUGGAGAGCAGCGGGAAGAUUGUGAUGGGGAGGUAUGAAUUGGGGAGACUGUUAGGGAAAGGAGCAUUUGGCAAGGUGCACUACGCCAAGAACCUUCAGUCGAACCAAGGUGUCGCCAUAAAGAUGAUGGACAAGGAGAAGGUGCUAAAGGUAGGGCUCUCAGAGCAGGUCAGGCGUGAGAUCACAACCAUGCGGUUGGUGGAGCAUAAGAGCAUUGUUCAGCUCCAUGAGGUCAUGGCAACACGAAGCAAGAUCUACUUCGUCAUGGAGUACAUGAAAGGCGGUGAGCUCUUUGAAAAGGUCGCUAAGGGUGGCAAGCUCACAGAAGGUGCUGCACAUAAGUACUUCCAGCAGCUCAUCAGUGCAGUGGAUUACUGCCACAGCCGAGGCGUGUAUCACCGGGACUUGAAGCCUGAGAACCUGCUGCUGGAUGAGAAUGAGAACCUGAAGGUUUCAGAUUUUGGACUGAGCGCACUUUCGGAGUCCAAGAGGCAAGACGGCUUGCUCCACACUGCGUGUGGAUCGCCUGCAUAUGUAGCUCCAGAAGUGAUAUGCAAGGGCGGCUAUGAUGGUGCAAAAUCAGAUAUCUGGUCUUGUGGUGUUAUUCUGUUUGUUCUCGUCGCUGGUUACCUCCCUUUCCAAGGUCUGAACUUGAUGGAGAUGUACCGCAAGAUUGAGAAAGGCGAAUUCAGGUGCCCUGGCUGGGUUUCGCAAAAACUUCAGAAGCUGCUGUACAAGAUCAUGGACCCUGAUCCAAGCAAGAGGAUAUCGAUUCAGAAGAUAAAAGAGUCCACCUGGUUCCGGAAAGGUCCUGGGGAUACCCUUAGAGUGAAGGAGCCAAGUGAGAACAUCACCACAAAUGCUGCUCCAGCACUUGGUGUGCGGCGCAAAAAGAACAAUCAGGAAGACCCGAAGCAGCUGGUGGUGACAAAUUUAAAUGCCUUUGAAAUCAUCUCUUUGUCCACAGGGUUUGAUCUUUCUGGCCUAUUCGUUGAAAAGGAGAACAGAAAGGAAGCAAGGUUCACUUCAGAAAAGCCUGCCUCAGCCAUUGUCUCAAAGCUAGAAGAUGUCGCAAAGGCGCUGAAUCUCAGGGUGAGGAAGAAGGAUAAUGGUGUUGUCAAGAUGCAAGGGAGGAAGGAAGGAAGGAAUGGCGUUCUUCAGUUUGACUCAGAGAUCUUUGAGAUCACCCCUUCCUACCAUGUCAUUAAGAUGAAACAAACAAGCGGUGAUUCACUGGAGUAUCAGAAGCUAUUGGAUGAGGGCAUCCGGCCAGCACUGAAGGAAAUAGUCUGGGCCUGGCAUGGAGAUGGUGAUCAGCAGGUACAUCAAGCGUAGCUUCGGGUGUAUCACUUAUUAUUUAUGUGCAGUUCCAAUUUGUACAUUUUCAUUUCGAGGAAUUUAUGUUUCUACGUUACAUGAGUCUGUUCUUUGUAGCAAAUAAAUUGUUCUUUUGCCCGUAUUGGAUGAGUAAUACCUGUUGAGAAAUUGAGGCCAUGGAUGCCAUUCUGAAAGUUAUUUAUUUGAUGUAUUACUCAGACAAUGAAAUACGUGUUCCAUGUUCUGAACUA